CCGCUGUCGUGCCAGUUGACUCGGUGCCCGCUGUCGAGCUUGGUGACUCGGUGCCCGCUGUUCUGCCAGAUGACUCGGUGCCCGCUGUCGAGCCUGUUGACUCAGUGCCCGCUGUCGAGCUUGGUGACUCGGUGCCCGCUGUUCUGCCAGAUGACUCGGUGCCCGCUGUUCUGCCAGAUGACUCGGUGCCCGCUGUCGAGCUUGGUGACUCGGUGCCCGUUGUCGUGCCAGUUGACCCGGUGCCCGCUGUUGUGCCAGUUGACUCGGUGCCCGCUGUUGUGCCAGUUGACUCGGUGCCCGCUGUUGUGCCAG
Messenger RNA from Staurois parvus, 312 nucleotides. Lineage: Eukaryota; Metazoa; Chordata; Amphibia; Anura; Ranidae. The record is from the annotation of a GenBank genome assembly.